Messenger RNA from Didymosphaeria variabile, 1137 nucleotides. It is a transcript of the gene PPE1, whose product is annotated as Protein phosphatase methylesterase 1. Lineage: Eukaryota; Fungi; Ascomycota; Dothideomycetes; Pleosporales; Didymosphaeriaceae. The record is from RefSeq and is a predicted model, not a curated record. Gene Ontology annotation, molecular function: protein methylesterase activity. The coding region runs from base 1 to 1137 and encodes 378 amino acids. The transcript is spliced from 2 exons. Gene Ontology annotation, biological process: protein demethylation.
AUGUCCGACCUCGCGCGCUCCUUUGCAAAAACUAAACUAUCGUCACUCCCUCCGCCUGAACCCCUCACCGAGGAAUCCACAGAUGUCUACGAAGAUGAUAGCUCCUCCGCAAGCUCCAUGAGCUCCACCGGCACGGUCAUACCCACAAACAACCAACGGCCGGCACCUGUCCUGCACUGGUCAGACUACUUCGCUCAAGAGUUCUACCUCGAGCGACCUGCCUCGCCAACAGGCUCGCAUGCCAAAUUCCACGUCUACCUCACCCCGCCUACGUCGCCGAAAGCGAAUCUCCUGGUCCUGCACCAUGGCGCGGGGAGCUCAGCGCUGAGCUUCGCAUUGAUGGCGAAGGAGGUCAGGAAGUUGAUGCCAGAUAUCGGAAUACUAGCCGUCGAGGCGAGAGAGCAUGGGAGCGUGGUGUGGGACGCAGACGGCCACGUCGACAACGAUUUAUCCGUGGAUGUGCUCGGACAAGACCUCGUCGACAUGGUUCACCUCACACAGAGCAAGAUGGCCUGGGUAGAUUUGCCCACUGUGGUGCUCAUCGGACACAGUCUGGGCGGAGCGGUAGUCACGCAUGUUGCGAACAAGGGGCUGCUGGGCAAUAAGCUGCUGGGGUAUGCGGUGCUGGACGUGGUUGAGGGGAGCGCGAUGGAGGCGCUGAAACAUAUGCAGAGUUAUUUGGCGAGUCGGCCGAAGACGUUUCCUAGUUUGCCGGCGGCGAUUGAGUGGCAUAUACGGUCGAGAACACUACGGAAUCCGCAGUCGGCGAGAGCGAGCGUUCCUAGUCUACUGCUGCAGACUCCGGACGGGAAGUGGGCGUGGCGGACGGAGCUGGGCAGUACGGAGGCAUAUUGGGAGAACUGGUUUAAUGGCAUGAGUGCGAAAUUUCUGGGUGGGAAGGGCGCGAAGCUUCUGAUACUCGCGGGAACGGACAGGUUGGAUAAGGAACUUAUGAUCGGGCAGAUGCAGGGCAAAUUCCAGCUGCAAGUGUUUCCGGCAGCCGGACACUUCCUCCAAGAGGAUCUACCUGAAAAGACGGCCGAAGUGGUGGUCGAGUUCGUCAAGCGUAACGAUCGUAGUACGCUAAUACUACCGCCCAAGAUAUCGGAUCUCCUCGCACAAGGCAAGAAAGUGUGA